Molecule: messenger RNA, 4075 nt
Organism: Esox lucius (northern pike)
Lineage: Eukaryota; Metazoa; Chordata; Actinopteri; Esociformes; Esocidae
Gene: lrch3
Product: leucine-rich repeats and calponin homology (CH) domain containing 3
Exons: 23
Coding region: 89-2629 (846 amino acids)
Molecular function (GO): protein binding
Source: RefSeq, a predicted model, not a curated record
UCCGUUUGCCUAGCCUCACAACAUGCGCAUGCGUACUAACAAUCUAGCGGCUCCUGGAUAGGGAGAAUUGGUGGGAGUUAGCUGUGUAAUGGCGGCCUCGGUGUUGCUGUCUGCGGAGAACACCGGACCGACUUUUGUGGUCGGCAAUUCUGGAGCAGUAGGGGCUCCCGGUAAUGGAAUAGGAGCACCGGGUCCUUCGUCUUGGAAUAGAUCAUUGGACAGGGCACUAGAGGAAGCAUCGGCAACUGGUUGCCUCAACCUCAGCGGCAGGAAACUGAAGGAGUUCCCGAGGAGCGCCGCCAACCACGACCUCACUGAUACGACUCGGGCCGACCUGUCCCGUAACCGUCUGCCAGACCUGCCGGUGGAGGUGUGUAUGUUUGUGUCCCUGGAGCACCUGAACCUCUACCAGAACUGCCUGCGCACGUUGCCUGAGAGUCUGCUAAACCUCCAGGCACUCACCUACCUGAACAUAAGUCGGAACCAGUUGUCAACCCUGCCUGGUCCGGUGUGCAGUCUACCAUUGAAGGUCCUGAUCGCCUGUAACAACAAGCUGGUCUCCCUUCCCGAAGAGAUCGGCCAACUACGACUGCUCACAGAACUAGACGUGAGUUGUAAUGAGAUCCAGACACUUCCUCCUCAGGUUGGCCGGCUGGACUCGCUACGAGACAUCAACAUCCGCCGCAAUCAUCUGGCUCGCCUGCCCCCAGAGUUGGCCGAGUUGCCUCUUGUGCGUCUGGACUUCUCUUGUAACAAGGUGACGUCCAUCCCUGUGUGUUACCGCAACCUCCGCCACCUCCAGAGCAUUGUGCUGGACAACAACCCACUACAGAACCCACCCGCACAGAUUUGUAUAAAGGGGAAGAUCCAUAUAUUUAAGUAUCUAAACAAUGAGGCCAGCAAGACAACGCCUGAGCUCCCAGACUAUGACCGCAGACCACUUGCCUUCGGAUCCUGCGUGGAGGAUCUGUGCCAUGGCCGGCCAUACGGAGCUCUGGACUCUGGCUUCAACAGCGUGGACAGCGGAGACAAGAGGUGGUCUGGCAAUGAGCAGAAGGUUCUGAGUGCGUCCCAAAUGACAGACCGUCAGAGUUCCAAGCGGUCAAAACCAUUCAAUUUUGAGACGGGGGUGUCACCAAAGCUCUGUUGUAUCAAUUCGCCCGCUGAGGAGUUGACAGACCUGCCACUGCGUGUGGCGGAGAUCACCAAAGAGCAGAGACUGCGGAGGGAGAGAGAGGAGUACAGGACGACUGGCUCUCAUCCCGUGACCAACGGCACAUUGGAGGCUGAGCUGGAGCAGAUAGACUUCAUAGACAGCUGUACAGGAGAAGAGGAUGACGAAGAGGGUAGGAGAGGAGGAGCCGAUACCAUCAGCCUUAGCUCCCAGUUCAUGGCUUACAUUGAGCGCCGCAUCACAAAAGAGGGCUCUCCAGUCAAGACUAACUCCUACAGAGACUCAAGGACAGAUGACCCUAUGCGGCAUUCUCUUCAGAACAGGACUGCCCAUGAUCCAGCCUCUCACAGUCAGAGAGUGACAGGGGUGGGCACGGGGCCUGGCAUGGAGCGCGUGCGACGGGAGGCCCAGUUGGCUGCCCUGCGGUAUGAAGAGGAAAGGCAGAAGUCACGCCCUGUGCAGCGGGACGCCGUCAUGACCUAUGUCAAGCACAAAGCGUCUUUUAGCCCCACCAAGUUGAGUCCCACAGACAGUGAGAACACGUACCCUUCCAGGCGCUCCACCCACACGGAUGACUCGGCCCUCUUCAUGAGCGAGUACCAGCCUCUCAUGGUGUUUGAGAUAGACACUGACACCAACACUAUAAAGAGGAGGCCUGGCACUCACAAGCAGUCUCUUUCUGGGUCUGGGAUGUCCAUAGAUGGCUGUCUCUCUCAUCCUGCUGAUAUCGCCCCCUCCUGUCUACUGCAGCAGGGUGAGGACCGUUCAUCCUCUCUGUCACCCACAGCCCUUCAAUCACCUUCUUACCCGGGGUCUAUUGCCCCGCCCCCCUCCCGGGGGGCUUCCCUGCGGCCUGAAAGCUUCCUGUUUCGCCUCAACCAGAGGGAAGAGAAGAGGAGAGGAGAUGGUGCGACUCCUUGCCCAGACCACGAAGAGGUGACUGCUACACAACCUCCGGGGCCCCUGGGAGAAGAGGCGACCGCUACGCAACCUCCGGGGCGAGAAGAGGCUGCUCUGGUGGAACAACUGCGGAAGAACAUCGAGUCUCGUCUGAAAGUGUCCUUGCCCAGUGACUUGGGAGCAGCACUGACCGAUGGGGUCGUGCUCUGCCAUCUAGCCAAUCACGUGCGACCCCGAUCCGUACCCAGCAUCCACGUUCCCUCCCCUGCGGUGCCCAAACUCACGAUGGCUAAGUGUAGGCGAAACGUGGAGAACUUCCUGGAGGCAUGUCGCAGGAUUGGGGUUCCACAGGACGGUCUUUGCACAGCGGGGGAGGUUCUGGAGGGCCAGUGGGGUCCCUGCGUCUACAGGACACUCGGGACCCUGCUCUCCGUGGCUCCUCGCCCCCUGCUCAUGUCACCUCCGCCGGGCCAACUGGCCGGCUUUGCCCUCUUCUACCUGGCCGUCAUGUCCGUUCUGUGCGCCCUUUACUGCCACCUGCUGCCCCGCCUCUGAAGUGUUUCAGUCCGGAACCGUGCACAGCGCCUUCCUCGUUCUGUCACCGUCUGGUUCUGCACCGCCCAUGCAUAUUCUCACAUGCACCACUUGCAUUUCUCCGUUCUUCAUGUUUCGCAUUGCGAUGACACCCCCACCCUCCCUGACCGUUCCCAUCAACACAGUGGGAGCCGCUUGGGCAGAGCGGGCCGCAGAACUCAAUAAGGGAAAAGCACAAGAACGAGCGCACCUCCCGCUCCACCUUAAACGAAGAGGAGCGCUCGCCACCGUCUGGUUUUCCAUUAUCUGAAAAUGGCACAACCCUCAUUGAACCCAGCACCAAUUAAAAUUAUUAUUUAACUUUUCUGAGAAGGUUACUUCUGUUCCAUCAGAGAGGUGGGGUAAAAUGAGGGUACUUAGAUGACACCUCGUAUGCAUGUGCACUGGCCUUGCCCCCAAUGAGAGAGAGCCACACCAGGAACAGGUUGCUGUGUGGUCCCCAUCGCUGGACUCUCCGCUUCUGUACCUACCUACCGAACCUCCCUCUGUGCCUUUCGUUUCUCCACUUGUGUGUGUGUGUGUGUGUGCACGCACACGUUUUAGACUGAACCUCACUGUCUGAAAGCACUUGUAAUAAACAAGUCAGUUCAAAUUGUUUGUCCUCUUCGGCCUAUGCAGAUCCACCCCCACUGCCUCUUGAAUAACCACACCCGAGUAGCGACGGAAUCCAACCAAUGCCAAGCGCUUACCCCUCUCUGCACCGUCAGUCAUACUUGUUAUUUUUUGCCUGAUGAGAAAGAGCAAAUUUCAGUCUGGGCCGUUUUUUAAGCCUUUAGUAGUCUACAGCCCAAUUGUAACUGGGGUGACAUUCCUACAUAGGUAUAGAUCUAGGAUCAGCUCCGCCCCGUUGAUUCUAACCUUAAUGGUUACAGUGAGAAAUGCCAAACUGAGCCAGGAUCAUCGUUUAGGGGCAACUUCACCCUGCAAGGGUUUGCGCCGGAUCUGUUUAGAGCAAGAUUGCACAGCAGGGUCCAGUCCUAGUAGGCACACUGUGCUAAACGCCAGAGGACCGGUUCAUGUUGGGUGAUCUUCCUGCUCUUUGCAAAGUUGAAGCACAUAUUUUGUAAGAAAGACAGAUUUUUGGUGUUUGUCUCAAAAUCCUUAUGGUUACAAUACUUUUGACCACAGCUCUAUGGGGUCCCCCUUGUCAAAAGUAAUGAAAUUAUAAGAUACAGUGUGCCAUUUUGAAUGCCAUAAGUUUGUAGUGUGUUGUUUUAUGCUGAAUGAUGUACAGUAAUGCUGUAUCCUCCAGCCAAAGUAAAAUAUGCUGUUUUUUCCACUGUGGGCCGUAAGCGUGUGCUGUGUGUGAGUGUAUCCACGUGCCUAUCUCUCCUGUGUCUUCUCCUGUUGACUUUUCAACUUGUUUGCAAACUCCUUUCACAAUAAAAGAAACUAGAAUAUCUGUUA